AUGAGCCAAACUAACCGACAGUUAUCUUGCAACAAACUUUGGCCAGUGGGUGCGAAAAUAAAGACAGGCGACGCCGUGAGCGCUCUCAGCAUGGCGCAAAACCCUGAAGAAAGUCCGGUCUAUUUCACCAAAAUCUCAACGGGAAACGGUGCCGACAGGCUGAAAGAGUCCGACCAUGCAGACCCAAACACUUACGGAUCCGGACACACGAAUCCACUGGCCUGUGACAUGGAAAAACACUGCUGUCAAACAGCUGCUGCCCCUCAGGAGGAGUUGUUAAACGCUGACUGCCGUGUGGGCGACAGCCGCUCCUUUUCAGCCUGCGCCACAAUAUCAGAAACAGCCAGGGAGCUCUGCAAAGCUGUGUCCGUGUCUCUGGGACUGGCCAUGGAGUGCAGUGACACGAGCGACGUGGAUGCUGGGACUCUCCACUCGUGUGCUGCAAAUGACCACAUAAGAGGAGAGUAUUUGUUCGGAGUCGGAGCCGUGCCCCUGAACCGUCCCGGAGCCCAGGCUGCUGUCACCGACUACAAGUGCCCCGACCGAGAUGACCGGCCCCUGCACUGCCAGAAGCAACUGGUGGAAAUGUUCAAGACUUCAGAGACUGCUGCGCGUCUGCAUCACCUCACCUCCACUCGGACCUCUGUGGAUGAGCAAAACUUCACAAUGUGCAAGGCUGAUGACAUAACUUUACAAGAGUUAGAUCAUCUGGACACAUCAACGCGCGCUGCCUCUUGCCCUUAUGCCCAAUCCGCGCCAGGCAACUUGGCACACUUCGGCCAGGCGGCCACAGAGAGGCCGUGCCGAGUCUACAAGCCCCCCAACGAAGCGAGAGACUUCGGGGAAGCCAUGGAGAACAAGUUCGCUGGUUACCCAGAACAAUACAGCGUUAAAAUCAAAUCUGAAGACCCCGAAUGUUUGGCGGCUUCGUGGGGUACUAAUUACACCUUUGAUGAGAAGUACAACUCUCAGUUUUGGGGUUCGAGGCAGCAGUGCAUGAACGCGCACAGCACAGGAGCCAGCACCGCGUUCAUAUGUAACCCAUAUGAACGGAGCGUGGUGCGUCCUGAGCAGUGGUACCCUGGCGGGAUGCUGAGGCCGCCCUAUCCCAACUCCAACUACAUGAAGACUGAAGUCGGCGAAUGGCUCGAUGUCGCCUACAAUGACACCAGGUUUGAAGCUGGCAGAGAGCACAUGUUCCCCAUGGAGUUCUUCUUUCCACCACAGAGGAUGUGUCUUAUCUGCUCAGACGAGGCCUCCGGCUGUCAUUACGGUGCGCUCACCUGCGGCAGCUGCAAGGUUUUCUUCAAAAGAGCUGCAGAAGGCAAACAGAAAUACCUGUGUGCAAGCAAAAAUGACUGCACUAUUGAUAAGCUAAGAAGAAAGAAUUGCCCGUCCUGUCGGCUGAGGAAGUGUUUUGAAGCCGGAAUGACUCUCGGAGCACGCAAACUAAAGAAGAUUGGACAACAGAAAAACCUUGAAGAGGAUCAUCCUGUUCAGGAACCUGUAGAGGUUAUCCAGAAUAUCUCUCCUAAAUCAGGCCUGAACUUCAACUCCCAACUGGUCUUCCUCAACAUCCUGGAGUCCAUUGAGCCUGAGGUGGUCAAUGCAGGACACGACUACGGCCAACCGGACUCAGCUGACACCCUGCUCACCAGCCUCAACGAGUUGGGAGAGAGACAACUGGUCAAAGUGGUCAAAUGGGCAAAAGGAUUGCCAGGUUUUAGAAAUCUCCAUGUGGAUGACCAAAUGACUGUCAUUCAGCAUUCAUGGAUGGGGGUGAUGGUGUUUGCCCUCGGAUGGAGGUCCUAUAAGAACGCCAACGGCAGGAUGCUCUACUUUGCCCCAGAUCUUGUGUUCAAUGAACAUCGGAUGCACAUUUCCACCAUGUAUGAGCACUGCAUACGGAUGAAACAUCUCUCACAUGAGUUCCUGCUGCUGCAGAUCACUCAGGAAGAGUUCCUCUGCAUGAAGGCCUUGCUUCUCUUCAGCAUUCUUCCAGUUGAGGGACUGAAGAGUCAGAAGUACUUCGAUGAACUGCGUCUCACCUACAUCAACGAACUCGAUCGCCUCAUUAACUAUCGAAUGACCACCAAUUGUUCUCAGAGGUUCUACCAACUCACCCGACUCCUGGACUCUCUCCAGAUGACCGUAAAAAAGCUCCAUCAGUUUACAUUUGACCUUUUUGUCCAGGCUCAGUCACUCCCCACGAAGGUCAGCUUUCCAGAGAUGAUUGGAGAAAUAAUCUCAGUACAUGUACCAAAGAUCCUGGCAGGUUUGGCUAAACCAAUCUUGUUUCACGAGUAGAAGGACUUUUAAAAUCAAAAAGUGACUCAACUUUGCUGACCUCCAUAAACUUUAACAAAGGUACUGUUUCCUUACAUCUUCAGUGUAAUAGCUCCUAGCCCUGUCCUGGAAUAAUUUUUUCCUUUUAGCCAUAAUUGAGAUAGUUUGUUCAGAACUAUUAAAAGCUUUUACCUAAAGCGCUGCAAGGCAUCACCUGUUGACAGCUCUGCUAUUUCUGAGUGCAGAGUUUGUGUUUUCAGCUGGAGCAGAGAUGCUACUUUACAUAUGCAGUAAGUCUGUAAAUCCUGAUUAAAUAAACUUAAAGUAGCAGGGUUAACGACACAAGAUUUGCAUGUGACCUGCAUUAUAAAUACACUUGACAAGGUAUUCAUGAAAACUAAAAAACGAGAGAUGGCCCAAAGAUGAAGAUUGGAUAACAGAAAGAAACAAAUACUUAUUUCCCAUCAACUUACCAAAAUCUUUUUGUCUAAGUGCUGCCUUCAGGGGCACCUACUAAGUUCCUGCUUGUGAAAUUGAGAGUGGUAAAUACAGCUUGGGAGGCAUUUAAGUGCUUAAGUGCCUUAAAAUCAGAACUGUAGGUCUCACAUUUGUUUUAAGAAGUCUCAUAAUUUCACUUUAACAUAAUUUUUAUUAAGUUUUCUAUCAAAUGGGUCAAAUCCUAAAGUCCUGGCAUGACAUUUAAGUGUGGCACCAUUUUGUGUAAAAAUGCCAUGACAAUUACAAUCAGUGUAAGUAUGGUAGUCAAGGAUCGCAACUGUAAAACAUAAACUUUAUACUUUGUGUAAAAUAUUAGACAUUUUUUUGCUGUGUAAAUGUACAGUAGUUUUAGUGCUGCAGAAACGGAAACUAAAUAGUGAAAUCGCUAGUUAUUCAUAUGGAAAUCCAACUGUGUAAUAAUUACUUACAUAAUUACUGUCGCUUACGGGCUCACAUGCUUCUCAACAACUAUUUUUUGCAGAAAAUUCCCUCCCAGUUAUAUUUCCUGCCUCUUUGGGUCACUGCCCAAAGACACUUUGACAUGCAGAUGGAGGAGCCAGGGAUUUAACCACCAACAUUUUGAUUAGUGAACAACCCGCUCUACCUCCUGAGACACAGAUGCCUCACUUUUUGACAGUAAAAAAAACCUGUGUUCAUCCAGUAUUCAAAAUGGGUUAAUUCACACAUAAAGUCAAAAGUUUAUUUGCCUUGUCUUUGGGGAAGACAGCGGUAAAUAUGACAGGUCAUGUAAGGUUGUAGGACAGGUGUUUUGUCUGGUAGCAACCAUAAAAACAAAACCUCACAUUGAGUAUUUAUUUGCUCUUGUCUUGUUCUAAAAUGAAAACACAUGAUCAGUGUUUCAAUUCUUACAAAGUACAGAAUAAUGUCAAAUUUUCAAGACGACCAUGAAAGAAACAAGUUAUAUAUUGUUUAACUGUGAACAGUACAUUGCUCAGCACAAUGUAGACAACACACUGCAUGCUUAGCCUACUGUCGCUCUGCACUUAACACCUUUUCUCAUUACAUUGGCAGCUGAUUUAGUGCUUUUUUUCUUGAUUAAUUUUACAGCGUUAACUUAUAAAUAAUUUAGUGAGUAAACUUGUUAAAAGCAGGUACCUGGCAUGAGUGAAGUUGGAGAAAAUUGGACAAUUUGUUAAGAAGUUUCUUCAUUCUUUAUUUCUAAACUCCAUAGCUUCAAAGUUAUUCAUAAUUAAAUAUUAACAUUUCUUUACAAUCCAUCUACAAUCUUUAUAAUAUUCUUAAAAGAAUAUAUUGCACCAAAUCUCUAUGAAUUUAAAUUCAUAAGGAAACUAAGGAAAUUGCUACAAAAAUAUCACACCAUCUGCAUGCUUUUAGAACGUAUCGUACACAACCAGCAUUAACUAUAAAGCAUGUAAAAGCAAAGCAAAGGCACGUAACAAAUUACAAGCUAGAAGCAUAAGAUGAAUUGAUAAAAUUAUAAUGCUAAAAUGCACAGCGCUACAUGCAGCAUACACAGCUCUUUACCCGUAUAACACCAUCCCUGCUAGACAAUGUGUUGUUGUUGUGACGCGGUGGCGUGCAGCAGGGAACGGGAGAGUUGCAGAGAAACAAAGAAGAAAGUAUGGCACAAAAUACAGGCAAAUACUGAAUAAGAACUUGAUUGAGAGUGCCAGAGAUCUUAGGUUGGGGCAGUAAUGUUCCAACAGGACAACAAACAGAAACUUACAGCCAACUCAACACUGGAAGGGCUUCAGAUGUAGAUUGUUAGAGUCCUUGACUGGCCGUGCCAAACCAAGAAAAAAAUCUGUGGAAUGCCUUGAAGAUAAAUGAUCACAGACUUGAGUAAAAAUGUUAAAAAAAUUAAUUCAUUGAGUUGAAUGCGAUUAUCACAUUUGUAUUUGAAAUAGUAUCUUUCGGUAAAUGAACUAGAAUUCAUUUAUUUGUUUAACACAAUUCAACUCAAACAGAACUUCAAAUUAACUUCUAUGGUAUAUUCUGCAGCGAUGUUUUAUAACUGGAAAUUUCAACACUUUUUAACAAUUCCACAUUUGUUUUACAAGCUUGUAGAUGCAUGCACCGUGUUUGUAUAACUGUAUGCAAAUUUGCAACUGUAUGUAAUUUUUAGCUUUACAGAAAGCAAUGCAUGGACAUCCACGCAUCCCUCCAAGUACCUGUUUAUUGUAUACUGACUGAUAAUGUCAUCAUUGUUCAAUGCAUGGGACAUCUUCAGAAGGCAUGAUAACAUUUUGUUGUACCGUAUACAGUGAUGAGUUGACUAUGACAGUCAGGUUCACAUUUUUUGUAACUGAUUUGUUUGUUUGUAACUCAUUGAUAAACUUCAGUGGAGUGUUUGGAGUACUUCAUCUAUAUAAAUGAAUGUCUUCAUGUCUUCAUCUUCGUCUUUUUAUACAAUAUUUGCUGUGUGAAUAGAAAUGGGGGAGAAGAGGGAAUCCAGAAGUCAUGGACAAAUACAGGUGAUCCAUGAGACAUCACCUCACCAACAGCUAAUCAUAGCCCAGACACUUGUGUCUGCUGUUAUUUGAGAAAGCAGCAGUUUAGUGUAAAGUUGAAACUACACAGAAGCCUGAUUAAGACAUCAGAAGUAGCCAGAUUAUAUAUAUUUAUAUGCAUGCACAAAAACAGUAAAAUGAUUCGGAGUAUCAGUAUUUUAAUUAAGCACAUUAUUCUUACUUUUCGAUCAAAUUCACACAUUCAGAAAUAUUUAUCAAGCCUUCUGACAUUUCCUGAAUGCACUGGACUGUAAGACUGUUACAGUUAACAUUUUACUAUUUAUCCUUGAAAUGAACACUGGUUCUAAAUAAUGUUGUAUUUUUUUAUGCUUUUUAGCUUGAUGUAUUACACAUAAAGGCAUUACCACUGCGAAGGGAUCAAAUGCCUCAAUGAGCCACACUGUACAUUUUUAAUACUAAUAUGGUUUAAUCAUAGUAGGCCACAGUGUUUGUAUUACGUCAAUUGAAAAUAGCUAGUAUGUGCCCUUGUACUGCAUAUUAACCUGGUUAUUUGUACAUGCUACAGUAACUGUAUAUAUUGAUUAGUUUAAUGUCUGUUUUGGUGUCCAAAGACUUGACUUUUAAAGUAAUCUCUUUUAUGAUUUAUACCUUUUGUGACGUGUGUUUUUCAAAAUUGUAAAGCUGCAUCAUCUUUUAAAGGCAAUUAAAAUAAUUCUGACUCUGAGGACGGCAUAAGAGUUUGUUUCAAGCAAUUGUACAAACUACAGUAUAUAAAGGAGUGGAGAAGGAAUUCCAUCAUUGUAACUCCAAAUACAUGUUAUGCUUUCUUUGAAUAAAAAGAUAUAUGCUGGGAA
Messenger RNA from Morone saxatilis (striped sea-bass), 6091 nucleotides. Its product is annotated as androgen receptor-like. NCBI's taxonomy places the organism in Eukaryota, Metazoa, Chordata, Actinopteri, Moronidae. Gene Ontology annotation, molecular function: zinc ion binding; DNA-binding transcription factor activity; sequence-specific DNA binding. Bases 1 to 2307 code for a protein of 768 amino acids. The record is from RefSeq and is a predicted model, not a curated record. The transcript has 8 exons. Gene Ontology annotation, biological process: male gonad development; regulation of DNA-templated transcription.